AUGGCUAGUUUGGAAGAACAUGAAAAACUGAUCGAAGAGUGGAGAAACGAUUACAUCGCAGAACGCAGUUCGAAAAAGGGAUGGGAGAUUCUGGAAAAACUUGCAAAGAUGCAAAUUGAAGCGGCUCAGCAAAUGGAAACAGAAGAUGACGUGGCCGCUGCUGAUUUUGAUGACUUCAGCACCAGCAAGCUUGUAAAAUUGAUUAUUGGAGAUAUUUCAACCAAAGAUCUUCUUGUCGAUCAUCAGAUAAUUCUUCUCGAAUUCAUUCCAUCUGCACAUCCGAAUAUUCUUCGCCAUGUAGUCCGCACAGUCCGUGAGAAGGAAGGAGCGAUUUCCCUUUUGAAGUCAUCAUCGGUUGCAAUUGGAGUUGCAUUUGCUCGAAGAGUUACAGAUGCUGAAGCUGGAGAGGAAGUUGGACGUCUGAUGGCACACCUCGUGGAUCACGACUUGAUUAAUGAAGAGCUCAAAUCGCAGCUGAGUGUUGCCAAUGGAAGAGAAAGUUCAUCCAUUAGAAGUCGUAUUUACUCCAUUGCUACUGAACGAGCUCGCAUUUCAUCUAACACUUCAUGCAUUCAUUGGCUCUACGACAAGAUUCUUAAAAGUGUUCUAGAUACUCAAGAUGUUCUUGCUCAACUGGAUGCUUUGGACACUUUCGUUGAUAUUGCACUUAGUGGAAAACAGAAUGCAGAGGCUUUGUACGAAUUGGGAAUCGUCAAAAAGAUUUAUGAGUUGAUGGAAUGGUCGAAGGAGUCUCCAGAUGGUGGGGAAAUGUAUUUAUACGGAACACGUUUCAUGUGUUAUAUGGCUCGUUCCUACCCACAAGUUCUUAAAUAUUUCCCUGAUCUUGCACGGCGUCUCAUGCUCGAAAUCAGAAUGUUCGAUCAAUUGAGUGUGGUCAGUCGUCUUGGAGCUUUCGAUCAUUUUGCCAGUAUGUGCUUCUCUGUCGAGGCAAAAGAAACUUUGGAGGAUAUGUUCAAAGAUUCAAAAGAUCUUGAGAAUACUUUGGGAGCUGCUGGUGCUGCAUGUACGAUGGGAACAAUGGAAUUGAAGUGUCGAACUCUUCAGGCCGUCACUCUCCUUUUCCAGAAUACGACUGAAAAAAUUGCUGAAACAUGGUACGAGCGUCUCGGUGGAAAAGCAUUGACACAUGUAGCAGUUGGAAAUGUUAAGAAGCCGUUCCCUGAGAUGAAGAAUUGUAUUUAUGAUUUCUGGCAACAGUUGUUCACAUAUCCAUCAGUUGUUCAUCAGUUCAUCACUUUCCAGGGAUUCAUUGACUGGGCAUUGGACGAUAAAUCAGAAGAUAAUCCAGAAUACGAAAUUCGCAAACGUCAAAUUAUUCAUCGAAUCAUUGAAUUGUCGGAGAAUACAAAGAGCGCCGAAGUACUCAAAGCUGAUCCAGAACUGAUUGGCCGUCUCAAGAAAUAUCUGCAACCGGCUGUUGCACCUGCUCCGCGUGUUGAGGAAAUGGCUCUUUAGAUUGAUCUGUAUAUCCUGAAUCUCUUUGACUAUUCAAUUUUUUGUUUCUUUUUCAUCUCAAUUAUUCCAAUACAGUAUUUUAUUGCCUCAAAAAUGACUUGUUCGCCGUUAAUUCAUGUUCCGGUUUGAAGUUUUAAUGAAAUUUAUUGAUGU
Caenorhabditis elegans is the source of this 1629-nucleotide messenger RNA. It is a transcript of the gene F35G12.12, whose product is annotated as 26S proteasome non-ATPase regulatory subunit 5. Bases 1 to 1476 code for a protein of 491 amino acids. Gene Ontology annotation, biological process: proteasome assembly. NCBI's taxonomy places the organism in Eukaryota, Metazoa, Nematoda, Chromadorea, Rhabditida, Rhabditidae. The transcript has 10 exons. The record is from RefSeq and is marked reviewed.